AUGCUAUAUUGCAACUUUAUUAUGGCACACGUCCAGAAACAUCUGGGCCUCUUGUCACUGUUGAUACCUCUCAUCAGUAUCACGGCAGGAGCCCUGAAGUGGAACAGCACUGUCAUCUUCGCUCUCAACACCCUCGCUCUGAUUCCACUUGGGUCAUGGAUUAACCGAUCAGUCGAUGCGCUGACUGUAGGUGGUAGGCGAGCCGUCAAUGAAGUCCUGAAAUCAACAUUGGGAAACUCGGUAGAAUUAAUGAUCGGAAUCAAUGCGAUCGCGCAAAAGCGACCACACAUCUCCCAGUCUGUGAUACUUGGAAGUGUCAUAAGCAAUUUACUACUGGUUCUUGGCAGCACCAUUUUCGUCUCAGGCUAUGACCAGAAACGACUCCGAUUUGAUCGUACCCUCACAACAGUCCUCUCAUCCCUCAUGAUGGUUGUCUUCAUCUUACUCGCCCUCCCAACUGUAAUGGACGUCUUUCCAUCCGCCAAGGCCACCCCGGAAGACCAGAUCCUCUUCACGCAACGCAUAACAUCCAUAAUCCUUGUGAUUCUGCUCCUCACAUUUCUCAUCUUCCGUCUCGGCACCCAUGCAGCCAUGUUCGCCAGCACCCCAUUCAGCCAGCGAGACCAGACCCAUCAGUUUCGCCAGAGCCAGAUAGUCGAGGCCCGGAUCCCACAACCGUAUAUUGGCAAGACUCCAGCAGCUACAAUUCUAGUAGCUGCGUCUGCAUCUGCGCUUGCAUGCACCUAUUAUAUUGUCAGCAGUUUGAGCGGAGUUGCUUCGAUCACGGGUAUGAACCAGUCUUUCCUUGCUGUGACACUUGUUCCUUUGUUUGGAAACUCGGCCAAGUACCGCUCCAUUGUGCUGGGUUCCCGGUCUUACAAUCAAAUUGAGCUUGGGAUCAGAGCUGUCAUCAACAAUGUGCUACGAGUUACGAUGCUUAUUGCUCCACUUCUCGUUCUCGUUGGCUGGGCUUUUGAUCAGCCGCUUGUUCUCAGGCUUGAUGGGUUUGAGGCUACGACUCUUUUGCUUAGUGUUGUGGUCAUGACAUAUCUCAUUUCUGAUGGGCGGAGUAAUUAUUUCGAGGGGUUGAUGCUGAUUGGAACAUACAUGAUCAUUACGUUCUCGUUCUUUGUUCGGCCUGAGGUGCCAUUGAAUGUGAUAUUCCUAGGUGCCUAG
Molecule: messenger RNA, 1176 nt
Organism: Penicillium coprophilum
Lineage: Eukaryota; Fungi; Ascomycota; Eurotiomycetes; Eurotiales; Aspergillaceae
Exons: 4
Coding region: 1-1176 (391 amino acids)
Biological process (GO): intracellular calcium ion homeostasis; calcium ion transmembrane transport
Cellular component (GO): membrane
Molecular function (GO): calcium:proton antiporter activity
Source: RefSeq, a predicted model, not a curated record